CAGGUCGCAGGGAUAAAUUGUACAGAGAGUUGAUACCCUAAAAACAAGAUUAUACAGUGUAACAGAAAACGUCAUUUUGUUUGCCCAACCAUGACUGAAAGAUGUCAAAGAAAGUUUACAGAGAAAUUUGAUAAUCAAAAAUAUAUAAUUUACUUCGGUGUUAUAACUGUAUCACUUACAGUUUUCUACUUUUACAGAUUUUACUUUGUUACUUUAGCUCUUAGCUAUGGGUUGGGAUGUGUGGCUUGUUAUUACGGCCUAAAUUCUAGUUAUUUACAAAAAUUAUUGGACCGUGUUAUGUGCCAUUUCGAUGGAAACCCGCCAGAAGAACAGUUAAAAGAAACGUCUGUCAAAGGAUGUAACACAUGUGGGUCAAAAGAUUGUUCCCGGCAUGAUGACGGAGGUACAAGUGAGCCCUGGACAGGGCUCCAAAUACACAAACAACUUGAUCAGGCUAUUGAGGAUUUCUACAAUGCAAUAUUGGAGCAGUUCAUCAGUUCGUGGUUCAGCAAGAUCACGCUGCAGCCGUUCUUCGUGGACGAGUUGAGGUAUCAGCUGAGAUACGCGUCCGCCUGCCUACUGCAACGGGCGAUGAAAAUCGACUACGCUCGCCUUAUAACAGAUCGCCUCUUACCUUGUGCACUACGUCACUUCACAUCAUGCACGCAGUCUAUAGAGUUGGGUCGAUCAUUGCCGCUCCACCCUGCGGUCGCUAACAGAGACGCGGAGAUGAAAUACCUGCGCUGUGUCACGGAGGCAGUCAUGCCGCAUUUGUUGCGAGAAGAUGAUGUGCAAAACUCUGUGUUCCGUGUACUUAUUAGAGAAAUAUUUGCGGGAUGGGUGCUUCUGUCUAUUACGGACGUGUUAGCCGACCCCUAUAUAAUAAACACUAUUAUUAUAUUGGCCACUGGAGACGAAACUAUGGCUCAAUUACCCACCACGCCUAAUUAUGAGGUAGAAUUUCUAGAAACAUUCGUCCGCCAUACUGAAUCCGUGUACGCGGCGCGUCCCAAACUCCUGCGCAUGGAUCUAGACGGGAUCAUCUCCGAACAGAGCACUUUCUACGCGUUCGUUCAGUACAUGAAGACCACCAGCUGGCUUCAAUUGUUACAGUUCUAUAGAGAUAUAAAGUCAUUCCAAUCCCGCUUAUUAAACCCCGAGCCGUGUCAAUCGGAGUUGGAAGCGUUGAGGAGGGAAGCGUUGUUGUUGGCCGAGUACACUGAAACUGGAUUACCUCUGCGGCCCGCCGUUCUAGAAGAAUUGAGGUUGUUGUUACGGGAGGCCGAGAACGAGGAUGGUAUUAAAAAAUUACAAACUAGUCGAGCCUUGUACGAAGCAGCGAGACAGUCGCAUUCCAUAUUAGAAAAAAUUAUGCUACCCAGAUUUUUACAUAGCGAUGAGUUCUACAAAAUGAUUUUGGGUCCCAGGUUGCCCACGGGAUACCAGAAGCAAGUUAAAAUGGUGAAAAGGCCCCAAGGCCAAUCGCGAUCGGAAACAGCGGACGGCCAUACGCUGGACAGCAUGGUGAACGAUCUGGAAUGUUGCGGCAGCGAGAAGAUGGACAUCGUCAACUACCUGGACGCUCUCGCCGCGGACGAGUUCAACACGAGGCAGCACGACCUGAGGAACUACAAGGUGGUGCUCACCAACGUGGAGACCAGGCUGGUCAGUCGGUUAAUGCAUACGUACAUACAUAUGGUCACGUCCAUGUCCCGUGCGGGGCAAUACCCACCCCGCCGCGGCACCGUCCGAGUGUUCACUCUAGCAGUUCACAGGAUAGCGGAGAACAUGGACGCCAAUUUCUGGACUGUUGAGAGGAACGAACAUGACUUCCAUUUGCUGAGGAGUAAGCUGCAUGAGUUCCACGGGGACAAGAUGCUGUUGGACCUGCCUCUGCCUUCCAGGAGAGACAACAGCCCCCUAGAGACAUUACGGUACAAAUACGAGGACUUCCUCCAGCGGCUUCUGCAGAAAAGCCUGCUUCAGACCAGCGAGCUACUCCACUUGUUCCUCACAGUUGACGGCGACUUCUCAACCGUGGUGCAAGCGUCCACUCUGAACGCGAACAGCACGGAUCUGGCGAAUCUGUAUCAGUCCGUCACGUAUAAGCUGAAGAAGGAGAAGGGACAGCAUUUGGAGAGUUUCCUGAUGAAUCUUCUCUUCUCUACGGAUUUGGAGUGGUUUCAGGCGCUCAAACAAGGAACCGGCCGAGAAGUAGAAGAGGGCGUGGAAGUCAGCGAGGACGCGGAUUUUGACCCCCCCACGCAAAGGCUGCGUAAUGUUAGAGACAUACACAACAGUGUAUUUGGAAAUAAUUGGGACUGCCACCCGGAGGGUUACGAGACCAGGGAUUUGACGCAUCAGAACGUGUUGAAGGGGUUCUCGCAGUGUCUCAUGUAUAUAUUGACACGCGUGCUGCGCUGCGGCGGCUGGGUGCGGCGCUGCGCGGGCGCCGCGCUGGCCCGCGGCGGCGCGCGCGCAGACGGCGCGGCGCGGGCGUGGCUGCGCGCGGCGCUGGCGCGCGGCUGCCGGCCCGAGCGGCUGGCGCGCGCCGUCCGGCUGGGGCACAAUCUACUGUUCAACAAGAAAGUGACCAUGACCCGAAUACCGCCCGAACAACAAUGGUCGCGAGCCCACAAUCAGUUGCAGCAAGCGCUCCCCACACUGGCCACUCUGAUGAUUGGAGGCACUGUCACCGCCGCCUUGUCACUGUUACAGAACACGCGUUAUAAUAAGCAGUUGGUGUACAAUCUAUUGGAUCUAUGCCUAAUGGAACUGUUUCCGGAACUGAGUGCCACAGACAACAAGCCAAAGAGUUGAGACUGCGACUUCGAACAAAAGGAAUUAUUUAUUUGCCUUUGUACACGCAUCGACUAUAUUCCGACCACAGAAGUAGUUUAUUGAUUCAAAACAAAGAAACUUAUUUAAGAUUUUUAAAACAGAACUGAUUUGUAACUGUGUUAUUUUAGUUU
Molecule: messenger RNA, 2972 nt
Organism: Amyelois transitella
Lineage: Eukaryota; Metazoa; Arthropoda; Insecta; Lepidoptera; Pyralidae
Product: sorting nexin-14
Exons: 17
Coding region: 91-2820 (909 amino acids)
Biological process (GO): autophagosome maturation
Cellular component (GO): late endosome
Molecular function (GO): phosphatidylinositol binding
Source: RefSeq, a predicted model, not a curated record